AUGACGAUGAACAGUUUGCUCCAGGAGGGUAUACGGCGCAGCAAACCUCGGGCUGUCAGCGGAGGUGAGCGUGGCUGGAUUAAUCCCAGUAUCACAAGGGGAUAUCCAGAGGAGCGAUCAGAGAUCUUUCUAAUGACAACAACUUGUAGUUUUGCUUCUGAAUUAUUUCUUGGACCCAAACUUUCCUCUUAUACUGAAAUGACGAUGAACAGUUUGCUCCAGGAGGGCAUACGGCGCAGCAAACCUCGGGCUGUCAGCGGAGGUGAGUGUGGUUGGAUUAAUCCCAGUAUCACAAGGGGAUAUCCAGAGGAGCGAUCAGAGAUGCUUUCUAUUGGGUGUGAUAAGUAG
This is a messenger RNA of Necator americanus (New World hookworm), 348 nucleotides long. RefSeq lists its product as uncharacterized. The record is from RefSeq and is a predicted model, not a curated record. Lineage: Eukaryota; Metazoa; Nematoda; Chromadorea; Rhabditida; Ancylostomatidae. The transcript has 3 exons. Bases 1 to 348 code for a protein of 115 amino acids.